AAUAUCUAUUUUUAGAAUCAGAAUCAAGAGAAAAGUCUUUGAAAAGUGAAAAGUGAUGAUGAUGGAACAGGAACCCCAUUUCCUCUCCAACUUUAAACUGAACCCACCAAUUUAAAGAGAAAAGCAGAAAACUCUGAAAUUGAAUCUGUGUUUGGUUAUGGCUCUUACAUGCAAACUAGGGUUCUUACCUCAACCAUUUCACACCACCAAAAACCUAACCACAACCACAAAGUUUCCUCCUACACUUAGGUUUUCGCUUAAACUCCAAGGGCAACCAAAACUGAGGAGCGUUGUUAAAAUGUCGGCAACUGAAGUCACAAUUCCGACGAUCUCAUACGAUUCCUUCACAGUAAAGCCUCCUCUGCACCCUACUUAUGAUUUGAAGGGCAUUAUCAAGUUGGCCCUUGCAGAAGAUGCCGGGGAUCUAGGCGAUGUAACAUGUUUGGCCACCAUUCCAUUUGACAUGGAAGUGGAAGCUUAUUUCUUGGCGAAGGAGGAUGGAGUCGUUGCUGGAAUUGCACUUGCAGAGAUGAUAUUUAAUGAGGUCGAUCCUUCUCUAAAGGUGGAGUGGUCUAAAAAUGAUGGAGACUUUGUCCAUAAAGGACUGCAGUUUGGAAAAGUUCAUGGACGAGCACAUAACAUUGUUGUGGCGGAAAGGGUAGUGCUUAACUUUAUGCAGAGGAUGAGUGGCAUUGCAACUUUAACCAAGGCAAUGGCAAAUGCAGCAUCCCCUGCAUAUAUAUUGGAGACUAGAAAAACUGCUCCGUGUUUGCGUUUAUUGGAUAAGUGGGCGGUAUUAAUUGGUGGAGGACGAAAUCAUAGGAUGGGUUUGUUUGACAUGGUUAUGAUAAAAGAUAAUCAUAUAUCAACUGCUGGCGGUGUUACAAAUGCUCUCAAAGCCGUAGACCUGUAUCUAGAGAAAAAUAGCCUUCAAUUGGAGGUUGAGGUUGAGACCAGGACGCUCGAGGAAGUGGAAGAAGUAUUACGUUAUGCAUCUCAAACAAAGACUUCUUUAACUCGAAUCAUGUUGGAUAAUAUGGUUGUACCUUUACCUAACGGAGACGUGGACAUAUCUAUGCUGAAAGAAGCUGUUCGUUUGGUUAAUGGGCGAUUUGAAACUGAGGCUUCAGGCAACGUUACCAUAGAUACGGUACAUCAAAUUGGACAAAGUGGAGUAACCUACAUCUCUAGUGGUUCCUUGACUCAUUCAGUAAAAGCACUUGACAUCUCUCUCAAAAUCGACACUGAAUUGGCACUUAAAGUUGGAAGGCGCACCGGAAGAGCUUGAUUAAGAUAUUUUUCUUGUAUUCUUCCUCGCUGGUCUUCACUAUGCGGCAUGCAUUAUCUCGAAUCGCCUUAUUUUAGAAACUGGUUUGUUAACAUGAAAGCUUGUAAAUUCGAGAUAAAAUAAGUUUUUGGCCAUCAAUCGGCUAGAUGGUGGCUAGAAAGAAACCGACUAAUGUUCCACCAGCUAACAUGGUAGAAUAAUAAGCAAAACUUUUAGAAUUGGAACAGUUCAAUGUAAAAAUUGAACAAGAAAGUUGAAUAAGAGUGAGGUAAGACAAGUUAGAUUUUAUCCUAUCCUCUGUAUUUGUAUGGUAAAAUUUUAUUUAAUAUGAUGUUUUGUGGCACAAUAUUUUAUGUUAAAUGCAUACGAUGUUCUCGAACGUCA
Vicia villosa (hairy vetch) is the source of this 1672-nucleotide messenger RNA. Its product is annotated as quinolinate phosphoribosyltransferase [decarboxylating] 1a. NCBI's taxonomy places the organism in Eukaryota, Viridiplantae, Streptophyta, Magnoliopsida, Fabales, Fabaceae. The record is from RefSeq and is a predicted model, not a curated record. Bases 158 to 1288 code for a protein of 376 amino acids. The transcript is spliced from 11 exons. Gene Ontology annotation, cellular component: cytoplasm. Gene Ontology annotation, biological process: NAD+ biosynthetic process; quinolinate catabolic process. Gene Ontology annotation, molecular function: nicotinate-nucleotide diphosphorylase (carboxylating) activity.